Racocetra persica is the source of this 459-nucleotide messenger RNA. NCBI's taxonomy places the organism in Eukaryota, Fungi, Glomeromycota, Glomeromycetes, Diversisporales, Gigasporaceae. The record is from the annotation of a GenBank genome assembly.
AUGACUUUUUUCCAUUGGGGAGAGUUUGAUCCAAACUUAUCUGUUACUUCUUGCUUACUUUCAAGUGACUUUAUUCGUGAAAAUAAUCCAUGGUUCAUCUGGUUACUAAAUGUUUCUGUUCACGGUGUGGAGUUUGUGACCAUGAUGAUUGAAUUGUUUUUAAAUCGACAAUUAAUGAAAAUAUCAUUCAUAUUUAUAACAUUGCCUAUUCAAAUACUUUUCAUGUUUGAAGCUUUUCUUGUCUAUGAUUCACAUAAAUUUUGGGUAUAUAAUUUCCUAAAUUGGUAUAAUGAUUCUCCUGUAAAUGUAACACUUCGUUAUAUCGGCUUUUUUAUUCUCUUUAUCGCAUUUUAUUUUUUGGCAUACGGGCUUCAUGCACUUAGGGAUUUUAUUGGAAGAAAAAAGAAUAAUUCUCAAAAAACAUCUGAAAAUGUUGUAAGUAAUCCUCCAAUGAGUGCA